Molecule: messenger RNA, 696 nt
Organism: Cooperia oncophora
Lineage: Eukaryota; Metazoa; Nematoda; Chromadorea; Rhabditida; Trichostrongylidae
Source: the annotation of a GenBank genome assembly
AUGACAAGAAGAGAGCUUGAAAAAAUAGAAGAGGAGGCAAAAUACACUGCCGUUUUGAAUGAAGCAUCGGAAAUGAACCUGAUGCUGAAUACCCGACUUACUGAGGCCUGCAGCAAUGAGCGAAGACUUCUUCGAAAGCUAGGAAAAUAUGUAAGACCUCAAGGCGUUCAGGAAAACAGUCUCCUUCAUCCACUAACUUACGAGAGCACUACAGCCGAACCUAUUUCGCCGGAACCGAAUCAUUUGUCCGCUAAUCGCUCACGUAUAGUCCAACGGCUCCGAGACCUCCCCCCAGCGGACAGAAGGGCCGAGAGCAAUGAGCAGACGUACGACAAGAUAUGUGUGCUGUUGAACCAAAUGCUAUCAGCGGGACAAGACAUUCGGGCAACGAAAGAUGCUAUGUGGAGCGAAGCAAUCCUCAGUAAAUUUCACAGAGAUAUAGUUGAACCGGUGCUUGUCAAAAUGCGGGAACAGGACGAUACCACCGUUGAAAACAUUAUGCAAAUGAUAGAAACGGAAAUAUCAGCGAAGUCAUAUAUUCAGUCAAGGACUCAGCUGAAUGAACCCAAUAAGAGGGCAUCAGAGUCCCGAUAUUCGCGGAUUCAAAAAUGUGCAAUCUGUGACAAAGAUAACCACUUUGCUUGGCAGUGCACGACACCUCUCACGGUUACAGAAAAGCGACAGAUUAAUUCUUAA